GCCGCACACGUCAUCACGCUGCGCUAUGCCGCUUCACGACCUGACGAUGCUGAUAGCAGCCGCAUCCUUCUUGUGCUUCUUAUGUGUGUGUGUUCGCUUCCGACGGCCGGGACAAGCCUUGUGGAGGACGUUGGUGAGCGAGAUAAUGGCCCGCACGGAGAAGCCCCUGUUCCGGAUCGCGUACACACUCUACACCAGGACCAGACUUGGCUACAUGUACUACAAGAGGCAAAUGAGAAAAGCCAGGGAGCGUUACCCUGCUGGACAUUCCACAGCUCAACCCAUGGACUUCAAUGGUAUGAAAAUUAUUCCCAUCUCAGUACUGUCAGACAACUACAGCUAUCUCGUGAUUGACACCGCCUCCAGUGUUGCAGUAGCUGUGGACCCGGCAGACCCUCAAACGGUUCAGGCAGCCCUGGAGGAAGAGGGAGUGAUGUUGGAAGCAAUACUGUGCACACACAAGCAUUGGGAUCACAGUGGGGGAAACAAAGGGUUGAAAAAGCUUCACGGCUCAUGCCGAGUGUAUGGAAACGCAGCUGAUAACAUUCCUAGCCUCACGCACCCUCUCUCACACAAGGACUGUGUAACAGUUGGCCGCAUGCACUUUAAGGCACUCUUCACUCCUGGGCACACGGUGGGCCACAUGAUCUACCUCCUGGACGGCCAAGCGGUCGGCGCCCCAUCCAGCCUCUUCUCUGGUGACCUGGUGUUCCUCUCAGGCUGUGGGAGGAUGUUUGAAGGCAGUUCAACAACAAUGCUGUCAUCUCUGGACACAGUCAGCUCCUUAAGUGAUGAUACGCUAUUGUGGCCCGGUCAUGAGUAUGCAGAAGACAACCUUCUGUUUGCUGCUGAGGUUGAGCCACGCAACGCUGCCAGAGAAAACAAAUAUCAGUGGGUGCUGCAGCAGCGAGGCCAGAAGCUGUGCACGAGUCCCUCUACUAUCGGGGAAGAGAAGCUGUACAAUCCUUUCCUGCGCAGCCACUCCGCUGAGCUCCAUCUGGCCCUCGGCCUCCAGCAGUUCCAGGACGAGGACUGGACCCAGUUCCGGGCUCGGGUGCUGGAGGAGCUGCGGAAACGCAAAGACCUCUACAACAGGAGGUAGCACAACAAGCGAGAACUGAACCACAGGGAACCCAGCAGUGAGCUCGCUGGAAAGUGGUACGAUCGGCAGGAGUAGUGAUAAAACACAAAAGCUGAGCUUUGAGGUGUAGUACUGUAUAAAGGCCUGACCAGUUUUGAAUGUUUAAAGGGCCAUAUUAAGCAAUUAAUUUUUUACCAUUUAUAAACCUGUUUCAUUUCACCACCAGGGACAAAACCACACCUUUUAUUAUUUACAUAAUCCUAAUCAACAAUCCUGACAGAGUGGUGUUCAUUUAUUGCCUCUUCAAUAAAGGGGCAUAAACAACAAAACCUCCCUGUUUUUAAAAGUAGGUAUUACUAGAUUUUUCAUUCCGGGUUGUGAAACACAGGGUGUGUGAGUCUGCGCACUGCGUGGGUUAAUCAGCCACGUUAGGUACUGUAUUGUUUACUCCACAGCUUCAUUUAUUUUUAGCAUUUAAAAAUCUAAAUUUCAUGAAAAUCUCUAUAUUUGAUCCUCUGUUUGGACAUGCACAUGCUACUGAAGAGUAAUUGCCUUCUCCUUUUGGACUUGAGUAUUUUGUUUUCGGAUACUUCUGAAUUGUCAAAUAAGCUGUUAUUAUAAUCAUAGCCACAAAGCGGAAUUUCCAUGUUCAGGUGCUUGUGUGCUCAACAAAAGGAAGAAGCUCAGUAAAAAUUAAAGCAGCGAGAGCGAGUUUCAGGCUUCGCAAAGACGAGAAAAGUAACUUCAGCAAGUGAAAUUCUUUUUUUAAAAGAGUGAGGCCAAUCGCAACUUUGUUUCAUCAUCACAAAGCCUGCAGCAUUUUAGUAAUUUCACGCUCAACGUUCUGCCAUUUGACCCUCCAUCAUUUUUGGGCCUUAAUUACUGCGCCACUAUCUGACCAGUUGGUCCUUCUUUGGAAAGGGAAAAAUGGGAAAUUGUUGGUCCACUUGCCUACUGUAGAUGUGAAUGUGUUUGUCGUAUCUAAGAGACAAUUUUGCUUUAAACUAAACAAAGGGGUUAUUAUCUUUACUUCUUUAUGGUGGAUGUGGUUUGUCUAUUAACCAUUUUGUUUCCCCCUAAGAGUUUUAUCUUAUAAUUCAUGGAAAUUCAAGAAUUUAUCUGCUGGUGAGCCAAAGCCGAACCGCACGUUUUCUACUCGAGACAUUUUUGCUGAGAAUUUGCACAUUUCGAUCUGUAUUUUUCCAGUGUUUGUUGUGGCACUACAUGGACAGCAACAUACUGUACAGAAGGUACAGACUGUUGGUACGUACUGCGUUGCGAUACAUUUAAUAUGACUGAAUUGUUGAAGAGAUAAUUUUAAUUGAUAUGUUUUUGAUAUGUUACUCAUGACUGCCAAAAGUUAAAAUGAUGAUGAUUAAACUUACCAACUGAUGUUGAAUUGAGGUACUCUACACUAUGUUUAGCAAUUAAUUUUAAUUGAUGGUUGAAAUAUGUCAUAUUUAUGUUAAUAUUGUUUCAUUUUCUUUCUGCUAUGAGAAUACCAUUUGACAUUGACGAUCAAAUGAAGAAAUGUUUGUAAACCAAUCUGAAACCAAAAUUAUACCUGUUUUAAUAUAUUGUAGGGUUUAUAAUACUGUGACAGAACAUAGGACAAUUAUUCCAGUGUAAUAAACAUUGUCAUCUGUUGCUGUUUGCAUGUCUUUUUUUUUGGGAAGAGAUUAAACGCAGCCUCUGUUUCAGUGGUGAUGGGUCACAAUGCGAAGUAAUAAACAUUGAAACUUUGGCGAAUACA
Molecule: messenger RNA, 2834 nt
Organism: Scophthalmus maximus (turbot)
Lineage: Eukaryota; Metazoa; Chordata; Actinopteri; Pleuronectiformes; Scophthalmidae
Gene: pnkd
Product: PNKD metallo-beta-lactamase domain containing
Exons: 9
Coding region: 26-1102 (358 amino acids)
Cellular component (GO): mitochondrion
Molecular function (GO): hydroxyacylglutathione hydrolase activity
Source: RefSeq, a predicted model, not a curated record